Molecule: messenger RNA, 1476 nt
Organism: Caenorhabditis remanei
Lineage: Eukaryota; Metazoa; Nematoda; Chromadorea; Rhabditida; Rhabditidae
Exons: 7
Coding region: 1-1476 (491 amino acids)
Molecular function (GO): oxidoreductase activity, acting on paired donors, with incorporation or reduction of molecular oxygen; monooxygenase activity; heme binding
Source: RefSeq, a predicted model, not a curated record
AUGUCACUUCUUAUCAUUGCUUUUAUUGUGAUCACUGUUAUAUAUGUUUUGUAUUUCUAUUGGAGAGUCAGACAGCAUCCGAAAGGACCAUUUCCUCUUCCAGUCAUUGGGAAUUUGCAUCAGAUUCCCGAUGGGAAUCUUGAAGUUUGGUUCGAUGAUCUCUCAAAAAUUUACGGACCCUGUUACACAGUUUGGUCGCCUCUCCCUUGUGUUGUAAUAACUGAUUAUGCCCACAUCAAAGACGCAUUUGUAACACAAGGAGAAACAUACACAUAUCGUGCGCAUCGCCCACCGGAGUCACUUUUGCAACCACACGAAAAUACUGGAAUUCUGAACUCAAGUGGAGAUAAUUGGCGUCUUCAAAGAAGAACAUCACUAAAAAUUCUUAGAGACUUCGGAAUGGGAAGGAAUCUAAUGGAGGAGCAAAUUGUGAAAUCUAUACAAGAAAUGAUGGUGCAACUUGAGAAGAGUGUUGACAAGAAGAGGGCUGAAAUCUUCUGGCCCAUCCAACUUUGUGUUGGGAAUGUCAUCAAUGAGUUCUUAUUCGGAUUCCACUACAAAUACGAUGACUGCGAUAGAUUCAAAAAAUUUGUUGGUGUUGUGGACCACCAUCUACGGAUUCUUCUUGGGAAAUGCUCACUUUGUGUCUCUGCAUUCCCAUGGCUCCGACACUUGCCAAUCAUUGGAGAACUUGGAUAUCAUAGAAUUAAGAGAAAUAUCAUAACGUACCAAUCCUUCAUUAAGGAAGAAGUUGAAAAGCAAGUCGAAAAAUAUGACGGAGGUAGUGAGCCUGACAAUUUUGUGCAUGCUUAUUUGCAACAAAUGAAACAAUCGGGGCACCCGGGAUUGGACAUGAAAAAUUUGUGUGCAUGUGCUCUUGACUUCUGGAUGGCUGGUAUGGAAACCACUUCGAAUGCUCUCCGGUGGCAUAUCGCUUAUAUGAUGAAGUAUCCAGAGAUUCAAGAUAAAGUCCGUAAGGAAAUAUUCGAUAUCGUGGGAACUUCUCGGCUACCAUCAAUGUCUGAUAAGCCUAGUAUGCCAUACACUCAAGCAGUUAUCCAUGAGGUGCAGAGACAUUCGAAUAUGGUCCCGUUUUUGGGAACCCACCAGAGUGUCCACGACACAGAACUUCUCGGCGAAAAAAUACCAGCAGGAACAAAUGUUCUUGCUCAGACUUGGUCUGUGAUGAGAAAUGACACCACCUUCACCAAUCAAUUGAGUUUCAACCCUGACCGUUAUUUAUUGGCUGAUGGGAAAACGUUUGAUAAAGCUGUGCUAGAAAAAACUAUUCCAUUCAGUCUCGGAAAAAGAAGUUGUGUUGGAGAAGGCUUGGCUCGUAUGGAACUGUUUCUGAUUUUCACUGCAUUGAUUCAAAAAUACGAGUUCGUUGCAAACGGGCCAGUAGACAUGAGUUACAAUUUUGGAGCAGUCCUCACUAUCAAGCCGUAUACAUGUGAAAUGAGAGCGGCCUAUUGA